Messenger RNA from Exserohilum turcica Et28A, 1969 nucleotides. RefSeq lists its product as uncharacterized. The coding region runs from base 1 to 1803 and encodes 600 amino acids. The record is from RefSeq and is a predicted model, not a curated record. NCBI's taxonomy places the organism in Eukaryota, Fungi, Ascomycota, Dothideomycetes, Pleosporales, Pleosporaceae. The transcript is spliced from 3 exons.
AUGACACGCAGAAACAAAGUCACGUUUCCUGCCCUGCAACCUCCCGAGCCGUCGACGCGAGCACCGCCGGCUUCUUGGUCCCAGCCAGGCGUUAGCAUCUCGGACCGUUUUCUGCAGUUGAAGAAGCCUUCCGAUGUCGAUAAGGACACCUUGGCCUUGCUAAAUGUCACGUUUCAGCCCGAAUGUGACCUUGAAACGUUGCUGUCGUCUCUGUCAAACAAUGCAGAGUCAUUUCUGCCUCCCAAAUGCUGGCUCGACGCCCCUGGAGAGCACCAUUCGGCUGCCGGUGCCAGCGCUGCUGGUGCAUUUCUGAGCAAUGGCAGGAGACCACCAGACCAGCGAGACUUCUUCGUCCGUGCAAGAGAGCUUUUUGUCAACAAUGCAGAUGCCUUUUCAACUCUGACGCGUAAAAGCAGUGGCAAUCAACAGCCGCCCGUCCGGCUGGCUCAUUUUCGCAAAUUCUGGGAGGCCCUCGAUAAUGUCGCAUAUUAUUGGGAUACAUCUUUGGACGACUAUCUCCCGUCAGAUCAGGAAGCAAACCAUGCUGAACAAACAGCAUCCGCCCCCCUACCAGAUUCUACAGAUGCCAACCUACAGCAAGCCACACAUGAAACUGAUAUAGAACGGGCUUCUGCGACAACUCCGGGAGCCUGUACCCCCGGUGCAGAAGAGCCUCGUAAGAAGGCAAGGAUGGAAGAUAAUGGAGGUGAGAAACCGUCGAUGCGAGUCCGAACUGAAAAAAGCUCUCAAACACUUUCGCCGCAUGAGAUAGGUGCUGGCGAUCGUAUACUUCGGAACAAAAUUGAGCUUCUCGAAGUCCUUAGAGCUGCAAGGAUGCGAGCUGAGGGUACACCAGUGAAUCAUUCUCCAGGCUCAUAUCGGGGCUACCGUAUCGGCAACGGGGCUGAAAUGCCGGAUCAGUACCGCAUUGAGUGCGUGCGUUCUUUCCUCGAACCCAUCGCAUGGGCUUUUGGUGUCACGCUCUCCCCACACCGCCGUCCGCCUGUGCUCACAAUCGAGCACGUCCGCUUUCCUGUUCGCAUGAGCUCAGUAGCCUGGCGUGGUCCGCAAGACAGAACGAAAGCUAGACAGGGGUGCUUAGAAGGUCCUGUACUAGGCAUGCAAUGCAGAGCGGAUGUCAAUUUUGGGGCAACGGGAAAGUUAGAAGCCCAGUCCAUUCUUGAUGCUGUGCGCGAGAUAGGAGGGCUUCUUUUACUUGCACAAGAGAGAGCUAGAGAGGGAAAGAAAGAACGGAGAGGGGGCGAGGGUAAAUGGUGGACAACAAAGCCGCGCUGGGGCGGCGGUCCUGGAGGCGAAGUGGGUGAGGCUAUUGGAGCUACUGAGAUCCUCGCAAAGGAUGCAGCUCCUAAGCCUGAGGAGAAGCCUCUUGAGAGAAAUCGAGACGGCUCAAAAGCCCGUCGCAGGCCAACGCCAGCUGAAGUCUGGAAGACGCUGCGACCAGGAAACCCGCUCUGGGACCCCAAGGUGACAUACGAGGCCAUUGGUAAGGACAAAAGUGUCAAGUGGGACGAUAUCUUCAUGGUUUCGUCAUUGAACCACCAUAUUAGCCUGCUAAGAUUUCGCAUACACCCGGCAUACCUGGAAUAUAUUACAGAAGGUAAACUGCCUGUUGAAACGCCAGCAGAAGCCGACUGGUGCUCGCCAAAGUUGCAGAGGACAAGAUGGUUUGACUUGUUCAACAUCGAUGACCGCACCGAAGCUAUGAGAGGGGUUUGGGGCAUCAUGUCCUAUCUUAUGCGUGCAGAAAAGAAAAGCCACGAAGAUGCUGUCUCGAACAGGUGACGGAAUUUCCGCAAUUGGCAUACCUCCUGUACCGCCCACGAGCGAAAUCACAAUACGAAAUUUCCGAUUGGCAUCAGUCGUGGAUAUGGGGUUGGGAGACUCAUCAAGCGCUGGAGGCCUGCGAUUCUUGCGGCAUCUAAGCCUGAGAGCAAUGACACAAACUUUU